Molecule: messenger RNA, 4758 nt
Organism: Antechinus flavipes (yellow-footed antechinus)
Lineage: Eukaryota; Metazoa; Chordata; Mammalia; Dasyuromorphia; Dasyuridae
Gene: ARSJ
Product: arylsulfatase family member J
Exons: 3
Coding region: 1815-3635 (606 amino acids)
Source: RefSeq, a predicted model, not a curated record
AGUUGACAGGGACAGGGAAAUCAUUCCGUAUACCAAGAGCAAGGCAAUUCUAUUAAAAUUCAGGAAAACCAAUAAAGCAAGCUUUAGGAAGGGUUUUCUGGCACCAAACAGGAGGGACAGCCACGGAAAUACGGAUUGAAAGUGGAGGAAGCGCUGAUGGGACAGAUUGGUUCCUUUGGGACUAGCCUGUUUACAUGUGGGCAGUGAGCGCAGUGGCGAACCUAAUUCGCUCCUCAAUUCCCCACCCCGACCCCCGCCAACACUCCGUGUCAACAACUCCUUGAUCACAAGCCUGUUUGUUGGAACAGGGUAGAGGGACUGAAGCAGUCCCAUUCUAAAAGAAGAAACUGACCGAGGGCAAAGAUACCUACUAUGGCGAGAGGAAAGCAAAACUUUACAGUUUGAGACACUUAUUGGAAAGAGGAAGGAGAAAUGGAAAAUUGGAGAAACCAGGAGCGAAGGACCCAAAGAGACAAGAAACGGUCCAAGAGAGUCCGAUUAGGAGAUGGAAACUGAUUUGGCUUUGCUAAAUUAGUUGUUCUUUUGCGUCUUUCUCUCGCUUCUUCCGGGGCAAGACGCUACCCUUUCUCCCCCUCCCCCCCAAAAAAAAAAGAAAAGAAAAGAAAAGAAAAGAAAAAAGUUUGCAAACGCGGAUCUAGUUCUCCUGAGAGCAGUAGGGAAGAGAUAAGAAUUUUUCCGGUUCAGAGAAGACCUGAGUGGAUAAGGGAGCUUCUUGCCAUACUCCUCAUCUCUAUCUCCAACCCACUCCGGAAUCCCGAUAUCACCACAAAGCUGCAGCCCUGGCAGAGGCACCAAGGUCCUGGGAAUGGCCUCCCACCGCUAGUCCAACACUCCCUCCACUCCUCCAAUUGGGCUCUUCCUUCGCUCCUCCUCCUUCCUGCGGGAGCUAGAGGGAAUAGUUUAUGGCUCUGUGAUUCACUGAAGAGGGGAAGCUGAUGUGGGGGGCGGGAAAAGGGGUGGAGGAAAUAGCCAAAAUUGCCAAAUAAAAAGGGCUUCCUAACAAAACGCACAUAGUUCUCAGCUUGUACCAGCGGCUGCAUGAGCAGCCAGGUGGGGGGCAAAACUGGCUUGGCUGGCUCUCUGCUCUAUGUGGUUGAAUCCCAGCCGCUUUCAGUUUACUUCCCCCUGGAGAGUGUCAAGGAAUUUGGAAAAGACAGAAAGAGGGAGGAGAUCCAUGAAAGAAUGGAGAAAAUGAUCAGCUAGCCAGCAGUCUCCUUGGAACUCCUGAGCGUCAGUUGUCUGCGGCUUGCAAAAUCAGCAUCUUCCUCGCAAUUUGGGAUGAGAAGCAGAAGCUAAGACAAUCUUUCCUCGUACUUUUGCCUUCUCAGGGAGGCUGCUCUAUGGAUGAAUUUCUGCCUGACAGUAGUCCCCUAGCUCUGUCUCAUAGCUAAAGAAUGUUGGGACGGCGACAUCCAAAAAGAAAAGUCCCAGCUUGCAUUUGACUGACUACCCUCUCUUUGUACUUUUUUUUUUUUUUUUUUUUUUUUUUUUAAGGGAAGGUUCUGGGGUUUUUGGUAUUGUUCUCACUUUGGGGGAGGAUGUUGGAAAGAAAAUACGAAGUAGAGGAGAGAACAGUUUAUUCUUACAUUGCCCCCCUAUUUUCGAUCCGCUCAUGCAUCCCUUCAGGAAGAGGAAGACAAGUCGUUAAAGUUUAUGCCAGUCCGGGCAAACCCCUGCUCUCCUUCGGGCUGCACCCUGUGAUCUACUGAGUGAUUUCGCAUCUGCAUGUGUUUGCCCAAGGUGGCGUGAAAGGCACCACGUGCGCCCAACAGUCUCAGCUCAGGAACGGAUUCAUGGCCCCCCGGGAUUUCGCGGGGCCACCGCCUCUGCAGCCACAGCCAUCACCUUUACAGGCGUCUGGGAUUUGGCAAGGGAAAAUGUUAGCUAUGGGGGCGCUGACAGGCGUCUCUGUGCUCAGCCUCAUAACCUAUGGCUACUUGUCCUGGGGACACGGCCUGGAGGAGGAAGAGGAAGGAGCUGCAGCUAGAGCCCCCCAAGGUAGAGAUGGGCCUGAGCCUAGCUCAUCUUCUACCUCUCAACCUCAUAUCGUCUUUAUCCUAGUUGAUGACCAGGGAUUCAGAGAUGUGGGAUACCAUGGGUCAGAAAUCAAGACACCCACUCUGGACAAGCUCGCUGCCCAAGGAGUUAAACUGGAAAACUACUACGUCCAGCCUAUUUGCACACCAUCUAGAAGCCAAUUUAUCACUGGAAAGUAUCAGAUACACACAGGACUUCAGCACUCUAUCAUAAGACCUACUCAGCCCAACUGCCUACCUCUGGAUAAUGCAACCCUACCUCAAAAGCUAAAGGAAGUUGGCUAUUCAACUCAUAUGGUUGGAAAAUGGCAUCUGGGUUUUUAUAGGAAAGAAUGCAUGCCAACCAAAAGAGGAUUUGAUACUUUUUUUGGCUCCCUCCUGGGAAGUGGUGAUUAUUAUACACAUUAUAAAUGUGACAGCCCAGGGAUGUGUGGAUAUGAUUUGUAUGAGAAUGACAAUGCUGCUUGGGACCAUGAUAAUGGUAUAUACUCAACACAAAUGUAUACUCAGAAAGUGCAACAGAUUUUAGCUUCUCACAACCCCAGGAAACCUAUAUUUUUGUAUAUUGCAUACCAAGCAGUUCAUUCACCAUUGCAGGCACCAGGGAAGUAUUUUGAACAUUACAGAUCCAUUAUCAACAUUAAUAGGAGGAGGUAUGCUGCCAUGCUGUCAUGCUUGGAUGAAGCCAUCAACAAUGUGACCCUGGCUUUAAAGAAGUAUGGUUUCUAUGACAACAGCAUUAUCAUCUACUCUUCAGAUAAUGGAGGACAGCCCAUGGCAGGAGGAAGCAACUGGCCUCUCAGAGGCAGUAAGGGAACCUAUUGGGAGGGGGGAAUACGAGCAGUUGGCUUUGUUCACAGCCCACUUCUGAAAAACAAAGGCACAAUAUGUAAAGAGCUUGUGCACAUCACAGAUUGGUACCCAACACUGAUCACACUGGCUGAAGGCUGGAUUGAUGAAGACAUUCAGCUAGAUGGUUAUGACAUUUGGGAGACUAUAAGUGAAGGUCGGCGUUCUCCACGAAUAGAUAUUUUGCACAAUAUUGAUCCAAUUUAUACAAAAGCCAAAAAUGGUUCCUGGGCAGCAGGUUUUGGGAUCUGGAAUACAGCUAUACAAUCAGCAAUAAGAGUAAAACACUGGAAACUGUUAACAGGGAAUCCAGGUUAUAGUGACUGGGUCCCCCCUCAAUCUUUUAGUAAUGCUGGACCCAAUCGAUGGCAUAAUGAACGGAUUUCCUGGUCUACUGGCAAAAGUGUUUGGCUUUUCAACAUCACAGCUGACCCAUAUGAACGAGUGGACCUUUCAAGUAAGUAUCCAGGGAUUGUGAAGAAGCUUUUAAGGAGAUUGUCCCAGUUCAAUAAAACUGCGGUUCCUGUCAGAUAUCCACCCAAAGACCCUAGAAGUAAUCCUAGGCUCAAUGGAGGAGUCUGGGGGCCAUGGUAUAAAGAAGAUGAUAAGACAAGGAAACCAGGAAAAAACAAGGCUAAAAAAAAGCAGAAAAAAAAUAAGACUAAGAAGAAAAAACACUGGGAAAAGGGGCAGUUUUCAAAUUGUCAAACAGACCUUACUCAUGGGUAAUCAUGAAAUGGUUUUUGGUGAAACUCAAAUCCAUCUGUAUUUUGCCCCAUAUUUUUUUCCCCAAUUUAUCUAUCAAAAUCAGUGCUGUAAUGAGACUAACUGAAAACUCCAUAGAAAGCACUAUGCCAAUGCAGAGCAGUCUCAAACUUGACCUGUCUUUUUGACAUACCAUAUAGAGAAGCACAAAUAGUUGUGUCAAGAAUUUUCUUUUUCAUAUCAAAGAUACCAUUCCCACAAUCAGUAGCAUUUCAAAUAAUGCAGUUUCCAGUGGGGUUUUUUUGCCUCCUUCAUAAAGGUCAGAUGUUGGCAUGACAAAUUCUGCACUUCAGCAGUUGGCCUUUUUUUUUUAAAGUAAAGAAGGAAGAAUAUGGCUAUAAUUGAGAAUCUUGCUACUGUGAAGGGAAUCAUAGGAUACCAAGCAUAACACUGAUUUUAUAGAAGUACAAUAUAAGGCCAAAUAAUUAGCCUUGAAAAAGGCCUAAUUUCUUACUGAUUUUUAUGUCUGUGUGUCUUCUGCAUUGAAGAAGAAAAGUUGUUAUUAGGUUUGGGUUUUUUGACUGAAGUUUGACUUCCAGCAAAAAUAAAUGGUGAGCCUCAUGGGAAACAACUUGUACCUCAUUUGAUUUUACAUGAACAAGAAGAACAAAAAAAGGCCUUUGAGCACACUGUCAAGAAAAAGAACUAUAGUUAUUGUUUAAUUGCUUUAAUUAAAAAAAAUGACACUUCUGCAUAAAAGGCAUAAUUUAUUUUUUACAGAGACAGAAUCAUUAUUUUACUAUCAUCAAUGAUGAUGCAAGUGAUGCUUUUAUUGUCUUAUUUUUAUUUUCCAAAUAGCAACCAAAAAAUUUUUUUUAAAUUUCUCCCUCAUAAAUGACAAAGCAUUGUAAAAGUCUGAGUUACUGUAAACACUGCUGGAAAGAGGAGAGUACUGAAGGGAAAUAACCCAGGUGAAGAAUUUGAAUAGGCUUUGUUUACCCAUUAUUUUGAAUGUAAUAAGAUGACUUUGCUUAAAAAUUAUCUGGAAUAUUUUAGUAUAGUGUCUAAGCAGAAGCUAAAUAACUUUGUUAUUUCUAUGAUCAACACUUUAUUUAUGUAUCUAUUAAAAUAGUUUAUUUUUAUGGCA